This is a messenger RNA of Hyla sarda, 1522 nucleotides long. Its product is annotated as E3 ubiquitin-protein ligase RNF13-like. Lineage: Eukaryota; Metazoa; Chordata; Amphibia; Anura; Hylidae. Gene Ontology annotation, biological process: positive regulation of DNA-templated transcription; protein ubiquitination; ubiquitin-dependent protein catabolic process. The transcript is spliced from 10 exons. Gene Ontology annotation, molecular function: ubiquitin protein ligase activity. The coding region runs from base 246 to 1265 and encodes 339 amino acids. The record is from RefSeq and is a predicted model, not a curated record. Gene Ontology annotation, cellular component: nucleoplasm; cytoplasm.
AACGGGGAGGAGACCGGAAAAGAUCGUCCGAGGAGGAGACACCGGGGACUGCGCUGUGUACACAACAUAUAUACUACGGACGGUAUAUACUCCUCUGCACACUAUAUACACGGUAUAUACUCCUCUGCACACUAUAUACACGGUAAUCACUGCUCUGCACACUAUAUACACUGUAUACACGGCGCUGUACCCACCCGGAGCUGAGAUGUAAUACCCGGAGCCUGCAACACACAACGGGAGACAAUAUGUGGCCCCCGCAGCGUCUCCUCCUGGGAUCCUUCCUAUUACUUCUCUGCUGGGCCGCAGUAUCUGAGGCCAGGAUUUAUGCGUACUCAGAUAUAAAUAGGACGGAGAUGGAGGACUUCCCGGACCUUCCUGCCCAGUUCGGUUUUCCAUUGUCCCUGGAUGGACUGAGGGGUCAUAUCAUCCACGCUCAACCAGAGACCGCCUGCUCACCCAUCGCCCCUCCACCCGUAAGAGACAACUCCACCCUCUUCAUCGCUCUCAUUCGCAGAUUUGAAUGCAACUUUGAUAUCAAGGUCCUACAUGCUCAGCAGUCGGGAUAUGACGCUGUUAUAGUUUAUAAUGUGGAUUCGGAUGCAUUGUUGAAUAUGGCCUGGAACGAUGUGCACAUCCGCGAUGAGAUCAUCAUUCCCUCAGUGUUCACAGGAGCGAGCUCUGGAAAGAAUCUGUCAGAGAAGUUCACCUUUUAUAACAACACUCAUGUCUUACUGCUCCCGGAAUAUCCCUUUAAUAUCGGUUAUUACUUCAUCCCUUUCAUCAUUGUGGUGGUGAUUAUCAUCAUCGUCAUGUGCACCGUAAUGAUCAUUCGCUGUGUGCAGCACAGAAAGAAGCUGCGGAAGAACCGUCUGACUAAGGAUCAGCUGAAGAAAAUCCCCAUCCACAAGUUCAAGAAGGGUGACGAGUACGACGUGUGCGCCAUCUGUCUGGAGGAGUACGAGGAGGGCGACAAGCUGCGCGUUCUUCCCUGUUCACAUGCCUAUCACUGCGGCUGUAUCGAUCCCUGGCUGACAAAGACCAAGCGGAGUUGCCCGAUCUGUAAGCACCGCGUCCUGCGCACUGAAGACGACUCUGACUCCGAUGAUGGCGGACGGGAGGCGGGGGACAGUGAGCGCGGCGGGGAGGAGGAGAGUGACAACGAGCGGACGCCCCUCCUGAGACCGUCUUCGACGUUUGGAAGCAUGGAGGAUUCCCCUCCCCCGAUGACACAGGAGACAACUACCACCACUGCGGUUGUGGUGUGAGGUCACAUGACCAGUACCCAUAAUCCACUGCUCUGACUGACACACUACACCCCUCCUCUUAAUAUUCUGUGUGAUGAUGAUGGUGGUUGUUGUCUCCCUCACCCCUUUUGCGGUGUGUGAUUCAGUGUUUUUUCCCAUCAGCCAUUGCUGGCGGCCAUCUUUGGAUGUUAAUGACAGGAUGAGGCCCCUCCCCCUCUGUAAUUAAUCUUUCUCUAAUUAUCCUGUACAGGUUUUAUAUAAAUGAGAUUUCCUAAUGA